Molecule: messenger RNA, 354 nt
Organism: Paramecium tetraurelia
Lineage: Eukaryota; Ciliophora; Oligohymenophorea; Peniculida; Parameciidae
Exons: 2
Biological process (GO): autophagy; peptidyl-serine phosphorylation; protein autophosphorylation
Cellular component (GO): cytoplasm; autophagosome
Molecular function (GO): protein serine/threonine kinase activity; ATP binding
Source: RefSeq, a predicted model, not a curated record
AUGAAUUAUUAGUUUAGUAUUUGCGAUAUUAUUGGUAAAGGCCUAAAAACAAUAACAAAGGAGAAGGUAGCGAUUAAAAUAAAAUCAAUCUAUAGGGUCUAAAUACUUUUAAAUUUUUAUGAGCAUUUCACAACUUAAAACAAUAUAUAUAUUAUCACUCAAUACUGUAGACAAGGAGAUCUAGCUUAGAAAUAGAAACAAUUUGGAUAUUUGAGUUAAGACCAUUCAGUAGCUAUCGUUAGAUAAAUCAUUGAUGGUAUGUAUGUAAUGACUUAACAAAAUAUCAUACACAGAGACUUGAAACCAUAAAACAUAAUAAUCAAUGAUGAUUGUAUUAAGAUUGCUGAUUUCUGA